GUAGCAGGCCGUCAACGGCCUGAAUCACACUCGGCAUUGAGGGAGGAGAGACAAGGCAGGGAAGGAGGAGGAUCUCGAUGACUCACAGGCUGACAGUCCUGCCCAUUCACUGUAUGGUCCUGCCAUUCAUUUGCCGAGGAGUUUCUUUACCGACCGCAGCAAGCCGCUAUCCACUGGAGGGCCGGUGAUACUCGGGCGCGGGCACGUUAGGAGGGAUAACGACUGAACCAGCAGCUGGAAGCUAGAGGGGGGAGAAUCCCGGCCCAGCCUCACUAAGCAUCACUCUCACGUCGGAUUUACCCGUGAUCACCAAUUCGCGUGGAGGAUGCCGUCUCCCUCUCUGAAGUCCACCUGCUGAACUGGUCAGUGGGUGUUUACCCAGCAGACAGCACUAGCAGCUAACCCAGCAGACAGUGUUCGGGUGCUUAUGUCAUCUAGGGAAAGCCGUCUCUACCAUCUAUCUCUUCUUUGCGGUUCCCUUCAUUUCCCAGUCAGCCAGAAAGCGAUCCAGUGCUGUUAUCAGCCUACAUCCCGUUCCCAGUCUCCACUGUGUCAGGUCGGUGAGCAGUCAUGACGAAGUCUUAUGAGUUCAACUGGCAGCGGAAUGUUCCGGCCUUCCUCCAGGAGGGAGCCACCUUCGACAGAUUUGACGAGGACCCCUUUGUGUUCGAGCCCAGCUGUGUGUUCAAAGUGGACGAGUUCGGCUUCUUCCUCUCUUGGAAGAGCGAUGGCAAGGAAGGGCAGGUCCUGGAGUGUUCCCUCAUCAACAGCAUCCGAGUUGGAACAGUGCCUAAGGACCCAAAGAUCCUGGCAUCACUAGAGGCUGCUGGGAAGACAGAGGCGGAGCUUGAGGGGCGUAUCAUCUGUGUGUGCAGCGGAACUGACCUGGUCAACCUCAGCUUCACAUACAUGAUGUCAGACACGACAGAGACAGCCAAGAAAUGGCUGGAUGGGCUCCGGGCUGUAAUGCACAACUUCAAGGCCAACAACGUGUGUCCCAUGACCUGCCUGAAGAAACACUGGAUGAAACUGUGUUUCCUGACUAAUGUGAAUGGAAAGAUUCCGGUCAGAAGCAUCACGCGGACGUUUGGCUCGGGGAAGACGGAGAAGGGCAUCUUCCAGGCACUGAAGGAGCUGGGGCUACCCAGCGGGAAGAACGAUGAAAUUGAACAUUCGGCGUUCACCUUCGACAUCUUCUACGCCCUGACACAGAAGAUCUGCCCGCGGACAGACAUGGAGGAGCUCUUUAAGAAGAUCAAUGGGGACAAAACUGAUUAUUUAACCGUAGACCAGUUAGUCAGCUUUCUGAAUGACAAUCAGCGGGACCCUCGGUUGAACGAGAUUUUGUUCCCGUUUUACGAACAUAAGCGUGCCACUCAAAUCAUCGACAAAUAUGAGAAGGAUGACGACCUCAAGAAGAAAGGCCGUAUGUCCAGUGACGGCUUCUGCCAGUACCUGAUGUCGGACGAGAAUGCGCCGGUGUUUCUGGACAAGCUGGAAGAGUACCAGGAGAUGGACCAGCCGCUGGCGCACUACCUAAUCAGCUCGUCUCACAACACCUACCUGACCGGGCGCCAGUUCGGCGGACGCUCCUCCGUGGAGAUGUAUCGCCAGGCGUUGCUCUCGGGCAGCAGAUGUGUAGAGUUGGACUGCUGGGACGGAAAAGGAGAAGAUCAGGAACCAAUCAUCACCCACGGCAAAGCAAUGUGUACUGAUAUUCUAUUUAAGGAUGUCAUCCAGGCAAUCAGAGACACAGCAUUUGUCUCGUCCGAGUACCCCAUCAUCCUGUCCUUUGAGAACCACUGCAGUAAACCCCAGCAGUUUAAGAUGGCCAAGUACUGUGAGGAGAUCUUUGGUGAACUUCUACUGAAGCAGCCCCUGGACGGAUUCCCACUUGAAGCAGGCCGUCCUCUGCCCUCUCCCGCAGAACUCAAGAUGAAAAUCCUCAUCAAGAACAAACGGCUCAAGCCAGAGGUGGAGCAGAAACAGCUGGAGUCCUUCAAAAAGCACAUGGAGGCAGGAGAGUUAAACACUCAGGCUAAUAUCCUAGAAGACGAGAAUGAGGAGGAGAGCGAAAACACUGAAGGGAAAGAGGGGAACACGGAAGGGAAGACUCCCAACAACAUCUCAUCAGAGGAGCCCAGUGAGAAAAACACACAGGAGAACAGCAUCAAGAAGGUACCAGACGAUGAGGUCACAGAGGUUUCCGAGGCGACGGACGCAACAGACUUGUCGGAGGCAUCAGAACCCGACAACAACAAGAAGGAGGGGGCUGAGGAUGACGAGCAGGUCGAGCAGGCCGAGCAGGCCUUCAUUGCCAAUUACACAUACGUGGGGGCCACCACCAACAUCCACCCCUUCCUCUCCUCCAUGGUCAACUACGCCCAGCCCGUCAAGUUCCAGAGCUUCGACUCGGCAGAAGAGAAGAACAUCCACCACAACAUGUCCUCCUUUAACGAGUCCGUCGGCCUGGGCUACAUGAAGACCAACGCCAUCGAGUUUGUCAACUACAACAAGAGGCAGAUGAGCCGCAUCUACCCCAAAGGCGGCCGCGUGGACUCCAGCAAUUACAUGCCUCAGAUCUUCUGGAACGCCGGAUGCCAGAUGGUCUCCCUCAACUUCCAGACGCCAGAUCUGUCCAUGCAGUUGAAUCAGGGGAAGUUUGAGUACAACGGCGCGUGUGGGUACUUGCUGAAGCCGGACUUCAUGCGUCGCGCCGACCGUAUGUUUGACCCCUUCUCGGAAACACCAGUGGACGGGGUCAUAGCCGCCACCUGCAGCGUCCAGGUGAUCUCGGGCCAGUUCCUGUCGGAUAAGAAGAUUGGUACAUACGUGGAGGUGGACAUGUACGGGUUGCCCACAGAUACCAUACGGAAAGAGUUCAAAACGCGCAUGGUCAUGAACAACGGACUGAAUCCCGCGUACAAUGAGGAACCCUUCAUCUUCAGAAAGGUGAUUCUGCCAGACUUGGCGGUGUUGCGCAUCGCUGUGUACGACGACAGCAACAAGCUGAUUGGUCAGCGCAUCCUGCCCCUGGACGGGCUUCAGGCGGGGUAUCGCCACAUCUCCCUCCGAAACGAGGGCAACAAGCCGCUCUCCCUGCCCACCAUAUUCUGCAACAUCGUGCUCAAAACAUACGUGCCCGACGGCUUCGGCGCCAUUGUGGAUGCUCUGUCUGAUCCAAAGAAGUUCCUGACAAUAGCAGAGAAGAGAGCAGACCAGAUGAGGGCUCUGGGUAUUGAAACGAGUGAUAUUGCGGACGUUCCAAACGAGGGCUCCAAGAACGAGAAGAAAGGCAAACAGAGCCAAGUGAAGGCCAGUGUCACACCGCAGACCAGCUCCGACACAGGCCAGAGCUCCAACGCAGCGGUCAACAACGCCAACGAGGCCAAGAAAGAUGCCUCAGGAUCUGUGCCGCAAAUCAGCAUUGAUGACCUCAAACAGAUGAAGACGUACCUGAAGCUCAUGAAGAAACAGCAGAAGGAGCUGAGCGCACUAAAGAAGAAACACGCCAAGGACCACAACGCCAUGCAGAAAUCCCACUGCGUCCAGAUGGACAAGAUGAUGGCGCAGCACGACAAAGAGAAGUUCACUCUGGAGAAGCUGCUGGAGAAAGCUAUCAAGAAGAAGGGGGAGAACAACUGCAUGGAUCUGAAGAAGGAGACGGAAGCCAAGGUCCAGGCCCUCACCACAGACCACAAAGCGAAGGUGAAGGAGAUCACUGCACAGCACACUAAGGAGUUCUCUGAGCUGCUGGCCUCCCAGAGCACUGAGGAGCAGGGGCUGAAGGACCAGCACGUCACCCAGCAGUGCGACCACCUGGGCAAACUACUGACAGGAAUACAGGAGCAGCAGGCUGUACAGCUCAAACUAGUACAUGACCGGCAGAGCAAAGAGAUGAGAGCCAACCAGGCCAAGACCUCCAUGGAGAACAGCAAGGCCAUCAGUCAAGACAAGACCAUUAAGAACAAGGCCGAGAGGGAGAGGAGAGUGAGGGAACUCAACAGCAGCAACACCAAGAAAUUCCUGGAGGAGAGAAAACGGCUGGGCAUGAAGCAGUCUAGAGAGCUGGAAGUGCUAGAGAAGAACCAGCGCGAGCAGCGAGACAAACUGGAGAAAUUCACAGAGCAGCUUUUGAAAUCACAUCAUGCAGACUCACAGACUCAAGGCCAAGGACAUUCAGCAGAUGGUGAAGUUGGAGGCGGAGAUGGACCGCAGACCAGCCACGGUGGUGUGAGCUCGGCUCCGCUCACUUGACCUCUGACCCUGAGCUCACCAACCCUCCACGCCUGCGGCCACUGCCCCUCAACGCCCCCCUACCCCCCGCCCCACUACCCCCCGC
Messenger RNA from Clupea harengus (Atlantic herring), 4342 nucleotides. RefSeq names its product 1-phosphatidylinositol 4,5-bisphosphate phosphodiesterase beta-4 (gene plcb4b). Gene Ontology annotation, molecular function: phosphatidylinositol-4,5-bisphosphate phospholipase C activity; calcium ion binding. Lineage: Eukaryota; Metazoa; Chordata; Actinopteri; Clupeiformes; Clupeidae. Gene Ontology annotation, biological process: release of sequestered calcium ion into cytosol; phosphatidylinositol metabolic process; phosphatidylinositol-mediated signaling. The transcript has 41 exons. The record is from RefSeq and is a predicted model, not a curated record. Bases 571 to 4257 code for a protein of 1228 amino acids.